This is a messenger RNA of Penicillium bovifimosum, 396 nucleotides long. RefSeq lists its product as uncharacterized. NCBI's taxonomy places the organism in Eukaryota, Fungi, Ascomycota, Eurotiomycetes, Eurotiales, Aspergillaceae. The coding region runs from base 1 to 396 and encodes 131 amino acids. The transcript is spliced from 3 exons. The record is from RefSeq and is a predicted model, not a curated record.
AUGUCGAAAAAUAGAUAUAUCCAAUCUUUUACUCGAUUUCCCAAUGAGCUGUUCCGAGUGAAUUACGGCGCCUCCGUUCGACUCCGGGCUCAUCCGGGCCCUGUGCGGCCGCUGCGCAAUUUCGACCUUCUCACAACUGCAGGGAAAGUCCAACCAAAGGCCCUCAACCCGGCUUCUUAUGAAUUUCCAAACGGUGCCUCCAUGCGCCCCAACACUACGAAACAGCAGAAUCUGGUUCGCACUUCCAGGGACUCUCCAGCGUUUACUGUUUACAUUUACGCGGUUCCGGCAGACGCCCUAUUGCCCGACGAUCUCAUUCUCGUCCAUGAAUUUGGUGACCAUUUCUCAUUGCAAGCUCGAGUGGAGAUGACAGUGGAAGGUAACAUCAACCUUUGA